Messenger RNA from Cicer arietinum (chickpea), 1218 nucleotides. Its product is annotated as vesicle transport v-SNARE 12. Gene Ontology annotation, molecular function: SNARE binding; SNAP receptor activity. The record is from RefSeq and is a predicted model, not a curated record. Gene Ontology annotation, biological process: vesicle-mediated transport; vesicle fusion; intracellular protein transport. NCBI's taxonomy places the organism in Eukaryota, Viridiplantae, Streptophyta, Magnoliopsida, Fabales, Fabaceae. Gene Ontology annotation, cellular component: late endosome membrane; ER to Golgi transport vesicle membrane; Golgi apparatus.
UUUACUUUUUGCAAAAUGAGGAGGUGAAUUUGAUUUGAGUCUCCCUUCCUCAAAGAAAUUGGUUGAGUGCUGACUUGUAUAACCUAAGGCCAUCAGCAACCGGCAACCGGAAACCGCCAAAGCAUGAAAGACUAAAAGUCCUAAAGUGUCCGAACCGCACGCGAUCCUUCCCUUCUUUUCCAUUUUCAGUGUUCCUCAACAGUAGAAACCAAAAUCUCAAUCUUCCUCACUUCAGAUCCCUCACAGUACCAUUCGAUCCAAGUUAAGGGUUUCACAGUAAAUUAGCAAAGAUGAGCGAAGUUUUCGAAGGGUACGAGCGUCAAUACUGCGACCUCUCUGCUAAUCUCUCUCGCAAAUGCAGUUCCACUUCUCUUCUUUCUGAUCAAGAAGAGAAGCUGCAGAAGUUUUCUGAGAUCAAAACUGGACUUGAUGAUGCCGAUGUUCUGAUUCGGAAGAUGGACCUUGAGGCAAGAAGUCUGCAACCAAGUGUAAAAGCAAUGCUUCUUGCAAAGUUGAGGGAAUACAAAUCCGAUCUAAACAAGUUGAAAAAAGAAUUUAAAAGGAUUACAUCUCCCAGUGCUGAGCAGGCUGCCAGAGAUGAUUUGUUGGAGACUAGAAUGGCAGAUGCACAUUUGGCUGCUGAUCAAAGAGAAAGAUUAACUAUGUCUGUAGAGAGAUUAAAUGACUCUAGUGACAGAAUCAGGGAGAGCCGAAGAACCGUGCUGGAAACUGAAGAACUUGGUGUCUCAAUCCUCCAAGAUUUACACCAGCAGCGCGAGACUCUCCUGAGCUCUCAUAAAAAGCUUCAUGGGGUAGAUGAUGCUAUUGACAAGAGUAAGAAGGUUUUAACAACCAUGUCACGUAGAAUAACAAGAAACAAAUGGAUCCUUGCAUCUGUGAUUGGAGCUCUUGUUUUUGCUAUUGUUAUUAUUCUAUUUUACAAGCUAUCUCAUUAGCUAAUAUGUGUUCGGUUGUAUAUAGAACAAUAUGUGUUGUUUGUCGUAUCCCUGCAAUUGUUUGUCCAUUGUUAUUUUCAUGAUUGGUGAAGUUGUCAAUGAUGUCUUGCUUUUUAUGCUCUACAUCGUGUUGUUUUCUUUUGAAAUGAAAGAAUGUUUACUUGAUGCAAGUAAAUUUAGUCAUGUAUACUUAUUUUAUGACACGAUGCUUAUGCUAGCAAUAUAGCAUUUCUGAAAGUGUAUGAAUUGAUUGAAUUCUAAA